AUGGAGUCAGAAACACUCUAUAAUCAACCAGUUGUGAUUGAUAAUGGAUCGGGUAAUUUGAAGGCUGGUUUUGCAGGAGAGGAUAAACCCAAAGCAUAUGCAUCUGCUAUAAUCGGGCGGCCCAAAUAUCAAAAGAUUAUGGCUGGUUCUUUGAUAUCUUCUGGUGAUGACAACAAGAAUGGAGACGAGACUUUUAUCGGAGACAUCGCACAGCAAAAUAGAGGGUUACUUAGGCUAUCAUAUCCCAUUGAACAUGGGGUUGUCAAUAAUUGGGACGACAUGGAAAAACUAUGGUAUCAUACAUACACACAAGAUUUGAAAACAAAUGCUGAAGAACAUCCUUUAUUGAUAACUGAGGCACCAUUAAACCCACGGAUUAAUAGAGAUAAGAUGUGUCAGAUUCUAUUUGAGCUGUUCAAUGUUCCUUGCAUAUAUGUUUCAAUUCAAGCAGUUUUAUCUUUGUAUGCAUCGGGGCGUACCACAGGGGUCGUCAUUGAUAGUGGAGAUGGAGUAAGUCAUAUCGUUCCCGUGUAUGAAGGGUUUGCGUUACCUACAUCGAUCAAGAGAAUGGACAUCGCAGGAAGAGAUAUCACAGAAAACUUGUCUUUCAAUUUAAGAAGAAUGACGGGUAUUUCAUUGCAUAGUAGCUCAGAAUUGGAAAUUGUACGAUUAAUUAAAGAGAAAUGUUGUUAUAUUUCAAAAGAUCCAAUGAAGGAUGAAGCACUAUAUUCUUCUUCUGCUUAUAAUCAUUACCUUAAUACAAACUCCCAAAAUAUUAAGGAGUCUAAUUUACUUGCAUCAUAUAAACUUCCUGAUGGCCAUACCAUUCAACUAGGUGCUGAAAGAUUCCGGUCCACUGAAAUAUUAUUUAAUCCUCAAUUGAUUGGCGAUGAAUCUCCUGGGUUGCAUGAAUUGGCUUCUCUUGCCAUAGCUAAAACUGACAUGGAUUUAAGGCCCGUGUUGUAUCAGAAUGUUGUCUUAUCAGGUGGAAAUACAUUAUUGAAAAAUUUUGGUGAUAGACUCCUUGUGGAAUUGAAAAACCAACAGUCACAGCAAACUGGUAGUUAUGGCAUUUGGAAUGCCUCCAGAAACACUAAUAACUACGACACAAAAAUGAAAAUAAAAAUACAUGCUCCCCCGGAAAGGAAGUAUUCCACAUGGAUAGGUGGCUCUAUCUUAGCUGGCUUAUCAACGUUCAAAAAGAUGUGGGUUACUUCACUGGAAUAUGCUGAGGAUCCAGAAAUAAUCCACAAAAAGUGUAUGUAG
Molecule: messenger RNA, 1266 nt
Organism: Debaryomyces fabryi
Lineage: Eukaryota; Fungi; Ascomycota; Pichiomycetes; Serinales; Debaryomycetaceae
Gene: ARP1
Product: actin-related protein 1
Exons: 1
Coding region: 1-1266 (421 amino acids)
Source: RefSeq, a predicted model, not a curated record